CUGGUUUCGGGGUUUUACAAGGGUUUUAAGGCAUGGAACGGCUCUUCCCGAAGAACCCUCACAAUGUUCUCCAAACUCCUCCCAAUUCCCAGAAAUUUCACAACACCAUCUCCCAGUCCCACUUUCCCUCCUCUCCCAAAUUUCCCAUUUCACCUCAAACCUUUUCCCCACAAAUUCCCUUCAAUUUCUCAGAUCUCUUUCCCCCACUAUCCCCAUCUCCCACAAGCAUCACCAUCCCGGAAUCAACAACAGGAGGAUGAAGAUGAAGAUGAAGAAGAAGCCCAAGCUCGAGCUGCGGUUUCGGAAAUUCUCAGAGAAUCCGGGGUUUCGGAAGAGGAAUCGGUGGAAAUCGCACUGAAUUCGCCCAAAUAUGUGAAAAUGUUGGUGGAUGGUGUUCGGGAUUUGGAGGAGUGGAAUGCGUGGAAAAAGGGAGCCGAAGAAGCUGAGUCUUUCAAGGAAAAGGUGUAUUGUUUGGCUAGAGAGAAAGGCGACUAUGGGAGACUUGCUUUCUUGGAGAGCAUCGGUUUGAGUCUCUCGUCGGCACUGAGCGUGGCGCGAUACCUAUCCUCUGAAUCGCUUCCGGGUCUCAUUGAAAAGGUCCGGUUUGUAAAGCAAAUGUUCUUUUCUGAAGGUAACGAUGAAGGGUUUCUAGGAAAAAAUGCCCGCCGCAUGAUGAUGCACCUAUCGAUUCCUAUUGAUGAGGACUUGCAACAGACCUUGUCGUUUUUUGAAAAGAUUGAAGCAAGGCGUGGAGGGUUGGACAUAUUGUGUUCCAAAGAUGCCUCUUUUGGGUAUCUUGUUGAAUCAUUUCCCCGUCUUCUUUUGCUUUCAGUGGAAUCCCACUUGAAACCUAUGAUGAAAUUUCUUGAAGAUAUUGGAGUACAAAGAGGAAGCAUGAGAAAUGUACUUCUAUUGUAUCCACCCGUCAUCUUUUUCAACAUUGAGAAGGACAUCAAACCAAGACUUCUAGCAUUCGAGAAGAUUGGUGCAACAGAUAAAGAUCUCGGUAGGAUGUUGGUCAAAUAUCCAUGGAUUAUUUCUACAAGUAUUCAAGAAAACUAUGAGGAGAUCCUUUCUUUCUUUUAUAGAGAGAAGGUACCAAAAUCUAGUGUUGAUAGUGGAAUCAAAAGUUGGCCACAUCUACUGGGUUGCUCAACUAGCAAGCUGAAAUUGAUUGUGGAACAGUUUGGUGAAUUAGAUGUUAGAAACAAGAAGUUGGGUCAAGUUAUUGCUACAAGUCCUCAGCUACUGCUGCAGAAACCCAAUGAAUUUCUUGAGGUUGUUUCAUUUCUUGAAGAACUGGGAUUUGAUCGGGAAACAGUGGGGAGGAUACUCGGCCGCUGUCCUGAAAUUUUUGCUGCCAACAUUGAGAAAACCCUAAAGAAGAAGCUUGAAUUCCUUGCUAGUAUUGGCAUCUCCAAAGACCAUCUUCCUCGGGUUAUCAGAAAAUACCCAGAGCUUUUUGUUUCAGACAUCAACAGAACCUUACUUCCUCGGACUAAGUAUUUAAGGAAAACAGGGUUUUCAAAGAGGGAUAUCGCAUUCAUGAUCCGUAGAUUCUCUCCUUUACUAGGGUACAGCGUGGAGGAGGUAUUGAGACCAAAGCUAGAAUUCCUAGUGAAGACGAUGGAGAAGCCAGUUAAGGAAGUUGUAGAUUAUCCAAGGUAUUUCAGCUACUCACUGGAGAAGAAGAUAAAACCCAGGUUCUGGGUGCUAAAGGUAAGGAAUGUUGAUUGUAGUCUAAAAGACAUGUUGGCCAAGAAUGAUGAGGAGUUUGCUGCAGAGUUUAUGGAUGUUGGAAGAAUGCCUAUUCCCUCUCCUCCCACCUCUCCCCCCAUUUCUCCUCAUUGAUGUCAUCUUUCCUUUUUUGGUGGGGGGUGGGGUGUUGGGCUUAUGGCUUCUGUGUAAAUAGAAAAUCAAUUCUUGAACGGAAGAGUUGUUGCAAAGAACAGCUUCUGUAAAUGAAAAUUUUGAUGGUCUUUGCUUGAUAGUCAAUGAAGUCUACUCCUUUACAA
Messenger RNA from Vitis riparia (riverbank grape), 2015 nucleotides. RefSeq names its product transcription termination factor MTERF2, chloroplastic. Gene Ontology annotation, molecular function: double-stranded DNA binding. Lineage: Eukaryota; Viridiplantae; Streptophyta; Magnoliopsida; Vitales; Vitaceae. The transcript is spliced from 7 exons. Gene Ontology annotation, biological process: regulation of DNA-templated transcription. The record is from RefSeq and is a predicted model, not a curated record. Bases 64 to 1851 code for a protein of 595 amino acids.